AAAUACUGAAGCGCUGUACACAGACAGACCUACACCGAUGGAGGAGAGAGAGGAGGAGCGAGGCAUCAUGGGAGAAGAGCAAGUCGCUGAGGAAAAGAGUGAAGAACAACUGGAGAGCACGGACACCAAGAAUUCAAUCAAAGAAGAAGAAACAAAUGGCGUGGAGGUCCAUGCUGAGGUGGAGGAGAAGCGAAAGGAGAAAGGAAUGGAGGAAGGGGAGAUGAAGAAAGAGGUGGAGCUGGAAACUGAGGUGAAGACGGAGCUGUGCCAGCUGGUGCCGGGCCUGCAGAUGAGCUUCAUCCACAGCGGCGACUUGUUUGGCUAUGUGGGCAUUGAGGCAGUGCUGGACCAGAUGAGACGCAAGACCAUGAAGGCCGGCUUUGAGCUCAACGUCAUGGUUGUCGGUCAAAGUGGUUUGGGGAAGUCGACACUAGUCAACACUCUUUUCAAGUCUAAAGUUAGCAGGAAGUCCUGCACACCAAACUAUGAGGAGAACAUUUCCAAAACAGUCAAGCUGCAGUCAGUGAGCCACAUGAUUGAAGAGAAGGGGGUGAAGAUGAAGCUGACGGUGAUUGACACGCCAGGAUUUGGAGACCAAAUCAACAAUGACAACUGUUGGGAGCCCAUCGUGAAAUACAUCAACGAGCAGUAUGAGAAUUAUUUGAGGGAAGAGCUGCAUGUCAACCGCAAGAGGAGAAUACCAGACACCAGAGUCCACUGCUGCAUCUACUUCCUGGCCGCGACUGGACACAGGUUACGCCCCAUCGACGUGGAGUUCAUGAAGAGAUUGGGAACGAUAGUGAGCAUCGUGCCUGUCAUUGCCAAGGCUGACACACUCACCAUUGAGGAACGACAGGAGUUCAAAGAGAGGAUAAGGCAAGACUUGGCAGCCAACGGAAUUUGUGUUUAUCCCCAGAAAGAGUAUGACGAGGAUCCAGAGGAGCGCUUUCUCAACGACAGGCUGAGGGAAAACAUUCCCUUUGCUGUGGUGGGGACCGACAAGGAGCACCAGGUGAAUGGAAACAAGGUGUUGGGCCGUAAAACAAAGUGGGGAAUAAUUGAAGUUGAAAAUGUGGAACAUUGUGAGUUUGCCAGUCUGCGAGAUCUUCUUAUCAGGUCUCACUUGCAGGACCUGAAAGACGUGACACACAACAUCCACUACGAAACAUACCGCGUGCGACGGCUCAACGAGUGCAACAUCAACUUCAUCAAACAGGGACUUUUCCAGCGGCCACUCGAAAAUGGAACUGCCGACAAAUCAGAAUCAGACAGCCACCUCUGAUGCCGUGGUCGGCCCGAUGCUCCUGGAUUCAUGCGCUUCACCCACCCGGGAUGAGACAUGUCUCUCUCCCCUUGCCCAGCUAUUGCUUAUUUUUCAUGAAAGGUUUUUAAUGGGGCACGUGAGUAUUUUUUUGGGCACGUGACAAUGUUUGCGUUUUCUUGUUUAAUGGUUGCAUAAACGGGCGUCAUCGGCGUGGGCAGGUAGGCACAGUAUUAUCUAAACUCCUCAUCGUCUGCUACGUGAACGCGAAUGUGAAAUGCCAAAUCAGCGGGAAAUAUUGGCGGAUAGAUCCACGCCCUAACCCACUUUCCAACCCCUUCCAAGUUCAAACAUAUGUGAAUAGCCCGCCGAGGGCUACCACUGUACAGUCGACACAAUUAGCCUUUAAACGUAAUUGUUGCGUUAAACUCAAGUACUGGCGAUCUGUGAUUGACUUGGUAAGCAGAGUCUGCACAGAGUCAUCCUCUUUCUUUCACUUAUGUAAACAUUCACUUGGACAACAAUAAAUUGCAUACUGUUCAAA
Nerophis ophidion (straightnose pipefish) is the source of this 1805-nucleotide messenger RNA. RefSeq names its product neuronal-specific septin-3-like. The record is from RefSeq and is a predicted model, not a curated record. The transcript is spliced from 9 exons. Lineage: Eukaryota; Metazoa; Chordata; Actinopteri; Syngnathiformes; Syngnathidae. Gene Ontology annotation, molecular function: GTPase activity; molecular adaptor activity; GTP binding. Gene Ontology annotation, biological process: cytoskeleton-dependent cytokinesis. The coding region runs from base 38 to 1282 and encodes 414 amino acids. Gene Ontology annotation, cellular component: cell division site; septin ring; microtubule cytoskeleton.